AUGCCUGCCAAAUGCUCCAACCAACAGGGAAGGCCUCGCUCGCACGUGACCGACACGGAGGAGGACAGUGAAGACAGGCGGAGUGAUAUACGGGGUAAACCGCAUUGCCGCCGCGAAAGCCAAACGACAAGCCCGCAAAUCUCAUCUGCGUCCACCUCGCAAUGCCAACGCACAACCGCCUCCAACGUGUCCACGGUGUCCGCGGAUAUCCUGUGCACCAAGUGGAUUUGUUGGACACCUUCGGAUCAACUGCACCACUUGGACUGCACUAACCGUCGUCUUUCAGCUCACCUUCUACGCCGUCAAUUAUUUCUAACCGCCCUCCCGAACAACCACUUCCAUCCUCCUCCUCCUUUUCCUCCUCCUCUCCUAUUCAGCCUCUGCUACAACCACUUCCAUCCUCCUCCUCCUUUUCCUCCUCCUCUCCUAUUCAGCCUCUGCUGCCCCAACGGUUUUCGCUGUGGCGCCUGUCACGCACAUCAUCACUACCCACAAUCCUGACACAACAACAAACACCAGCACCACAACCGUCGACACCAAUGCUGAUAACCAGAACUGA
Messenger RNA from Spirometra erinaceieuropaei, 559 nucleotides. The record is from the annotation of a GenBank genome assembly. NCBI's taxonomy places the organism in Eukaryota, Metazoa, Platyhelminthes, Cestoda, Diphyllobothriidea, Diphyllobothriidae.